AUGGUGUCGGCUUGGCUGCAGAAGGUAGCCUCUCAAUCCCACAAAUACGAGAUCGUGGCCAUCGUGAGACGAACGUCGUCAGCAGAGACUCUGGGAACGAAGUCGGUGACGCCCACAGCUGGAGCAGACCUUUCACGAGAUUCAUUAGCGGCCUGGAUGUCGGAUCUGGACGCAUCUGGGGCCGCCGGAGGAGUGGGAAGCGGGAAUGGCUCGGAGGAAUGA
Molecule: messenger RNA, 222 nt
Organism: Peronospora matthiolae
Lineage: Eukaryota; Oomycota; Peronosporomycetes; Peronosporales; Peronosporaceae
Source: the annotation of a GenBank genome assembly